AGUGGAUCUUCUCAGCAAAACCGUCAACAUUUUGAAAAAUCGUUAAAUUAAUAGAAAUUAGCGGAGCAAGCAUGCCGGAAACUAAAACCAAGACGAUCCCCAGUCCUAGCGAUGGACGCGACAGCUCCGACGAUGGCAUGGCAGCCACCAAUCGGCUGGUUGAACGCCCCCAACCGGCGCCACCGACCAACAGUCGCCGCCAGCCACGCAGUCGUCUGUUACAGCAGGGACGACGGGACGCCACCGACUUUACGGCCAGCCAGGAGGUGAAGCUUAAGGCCGGGGAUAUGUGCAUGGCCAAGAUCCAGAUCAGCCUAUCCAAUCUGCGCACCGAAAUGGAGGAGACAAACAAGCAGCUGCAGAAUCUCUGCAAAACCAUCAAAGUGGACGUGGACGAGGAGUAGUAGGAGGAUUCGUGGAUGUUAGGAGUACU
Molecule: messenger RNA, 433 nt
Organism: Drosophila subobscura
Lineage: Eukaryota; Metazoa; Arthropoda; Insecta; Diptera; Drosophilidae
Exons: 1
Coding region: 72-404 (110 amino acids)
Source: RefSeq, a predicted model, not a curated record